This is a messenger RNA of Neolamprologus brichardi, 4132 nucleotides long. It is a transcript of the gene htr2aa, whose product is annotated as 5-hydroxytryptamine (serotonin) receptor 2A, genome duplicate a. Gene Ontology annotation, molecular function: G protein-coupled serotonin receptor activity; neurotransmitter receptor activity. Gene Ontology annotation, cellular component: dendrite; plasma membrane. The record is from RefSeq and is a predicted model, not a curated record. Gene Ontology annotation, biological process: release of sequestered calcium ion into cytosol; response to xenobiotic stimulus; serotonin receptor signaling pathway. Lineage: Eukaryota; Metazoa; Chordata; Actinopteri; Cichliformes; Cichlidae.
CGUGAGCGAGUAGAAGCAGAAUAGCAUUCAGCUCCUGUUCACCGCAGAAGACGACUCAACAACUUAACGGCACUCUCCUGGAAAGCUGAAAACACACGGAGCCUCUUCAGUUUGCUGAUGGGAGAGAGAAAAGAAGUUUGCUUUCCUCCUCCUCCUUCUCUUCCUUCUGCUUCUUUUUUAGUUUUUUUCCUUUUUGGAAAGUGACAAGAUGUGGAGAUGUGCAGAAUGAAUGAUCAAGGUCUGUGAAGGAAGGAGAUCUGUGUUUAUUCAUGAAGGAUUUGAAGAGUGACUGACAUUUUCCACUGAGGGCUUAUGCAAGUACAAGGAGGAAAAAUGUAAGGAAUAUUUAAUUCUCUGGAGGUCUGACAUUGUUCUUAGUUACAGUGAACAAGGAAUACUUUCUUACUAUGAGUCAAGAAAUGCGAGUGAAGGAAGGAGACUGGAAAGUUAGUGACACAUACUCACACAUGUCAGAUAUCAUCAUGUUCAUCAUCCAUGUCUGUCGGCUGCCGACGCACUCUCACAGGUGCAGGGAUGAGUUGAGACGAGAGAGCGAGGACGCUUGAAGAUUUCCACACACAUUAGGAAACACGGACGUACAGCAUAAUGACAUCUGUGCAGGAGUGUCAGUUAGGAUAAACAAAUUCUGAACAUUCACACGUAAGUCAGGGUUUGUGUCAAACUGAUAACACCAGUGUGUCAUUAUACUAUUUAAGAAUGACCAUUCCAAGGCUAGAGGAUUUUUUUUAAUUUGUUUGUGUUCUCAUACUCCUUAAAGAUCAUACAUUAAAGACUGAAAAGAAACAAAGUUACUGAAUAACUGCUUCAACCAGGCAAUGAAAUUCUGAUUUGUAACAUUCCCGACUUCACAUGGACCUGAUAUUUUUAACAUGAACACAGCCUUGACUUCAAACUCCAAGGAGGAGAAACCUGCAAAUGCCAUCGCGCCAGCUUUGAGUGGAUUCUAUAAUCAGAAGAGAUGUUUUUUUUUCUAAAUCACUGAAGACAUGGGACCUAAAACAACUCUGUUCCGUUUGGGAUAUUUUGGGCAACGGAAUACUUUUGUUUCUUUGUUUUCACAGAGCCAGAUGACUCACUGUUGGCACAGUAAGGUUAUUAACCAAGCGAGAUAUCAUUUUUAAGCGUUUGGCAUUGUCCUGUGAGAUCAAACAGCUGCUCUUCUGGUUGCGCUGAAUUCAGCAGAAUGCUAUUUUUGUUUCCCCGUUAUGGAGAUGAUUUUUUGAUCCUCUGACAGUCAAUCCGGGGACUUUCUUCUUUUUUUAUUUGACAUGAUGGAGCAAAGAAGUGGUAAACCAUAUUAAAUUACAGGUUAAUUGCUCGAGUGAUGAACGGUGUUGUAUUUAUAAUAUUCAGAGCAACGGGAAUGGAAAACAAGUGAGCGAUGAACAGACUUUCCUCUUUUCUCCGCCACUCUGACCCACUUUCCAGGCAGCGGUCCUGAGCAUUUAUCGAGCUGACACCAUGAACCUGCAUGGUGGCAAUGUGUCAGAGUUGAUCUCUAACACUGUCACAGCCGUUACCACUCUGGGGUCUAACCCCUGGCCUCCACGCGAGGAAGGUGGCCUCCAAAGCGGCAAUGCCACGAACCCGGGCUGCCAGAGGAACAACGUGGUUCAUAAUGGCAAUGACGCACAGCUGGGGAACUGGUCUCACCAUAACGUGGUGGGAGUCUACGGGUCUCAGUGUCCUCCCUCGGAGCAGCUGAUGCAGAAAAACUGGGCAGCCCUGCUGAUUUUAGUGGUCAUCGCUGUCACAGUCAUGGGCAACAUCCUAGUGAUCCUGGCCGUCUCCCUGGAGAAGAAGCUGCAGAACGCCACAAACUAUUUCUUGAUGUCACUGGCAGUAGCUGACAUGCUUCUCGGCAUCUUGGUCAUGCCGGUUUCCAUGGUGACCAUUCUCUAUGAUUACGGUUGGCCCCUGCCCUCUAAUCUUUGCCCCAUCUGGAUCUAUCUGGACGUCCUGUUCUCCACAGCAUCCAUUAUGCACCUUUGUGCCAUUUCUCUGGAUAGAUACAUCGCCAUACGCAACCCAUUCCACCACAGCCGCUUCAAUUCUCACACCAAGGCCCGCAUCAAGAUCAUGGCAGUGUGGACCAUUUCAGUGGGGAUCUCAAUGCCGAUUCCUGUGCUGGGUCUCAGAGACCACUCCAAGGUCUUCAAAGAUGGCAGCUGUCUGCUGACAGAUAACAAUUUCGUGCUGGUCGGCUCCUUCGUGGCCUUCUUUAUCCCCCUCACCAUCAUGGUCGUCACCUAUUUCCUGACCAUCAAAGCCCUGCAGAACGAAGCCACCCUCUGCUUGGACCAGCUGGUCCCACGGCCCAAAUGGAGCACUACCUUCACCUUGAGCUUCUUUCCACAAACGUCUUUGUCCUCCGAGAAACUCCUCAGGCGAUCGAUAAGCCGUGACGCCACAAGCAGAGGGAGCACCGGCGGGCUGGGUGGCGCCCGCGGGAGCAUAUCUGGCUCUCUCUUUGGGCGCCGCACCAUGCAGUCGAUCAGCAACGAGCAGAAGGCUUCAAAGGUCCUUGGGGUGGUGUUUUUUCUCUUUGUGGUUAUGUGGUGCCCGUUUUUCAUCACCAACGUGCUGGUGGUGGUGUGUGAACCUGACGUUUGUGACCCGGGAGUCAUGGGAGGUCUGCUGAAUGUUUUCGUCUGGGUAGGCUACUUGUCCUCUGCAGUCAACCCACUGGUCUACACGUUAUUCAAUAAGACAUACCGCGCCGCGUUUCUGCGAUACGUUCGCUGCCAGUACCAGCCAGAGAAGAAACCUCUUCAGCUUAUACUGGUGAACACCAUCCCCCCACUGGCUUACAGCUCCACCCAGCUACCUUUGGGAGACAUCGGGAAGUUAGGAAAUGGAGUGGCACACUGUAGCAGUGGAGCAAAAGAGUUCUCUUCUCCUGGGCAGGAGACGGAAAAAUCCAGGCAGAACAAAAGCCACGGAGACAAAGACGAGAGCUGUGUGUGAGAAACUGAAACAAAAUCCUGGUUAAAGGGCAAUCCAGUGCAAGCAAUUUCAGUUUCCCCCCCUCUGUGGUUACAGUGUACUCAGUAGGAAAGGGUCUGAGAUCUCAAGUGCCAAAGACAAUGUGCCUCAAAGUCAGGGGUUCAGAAAUACAGAGGUCACUGAAAAAGCAGAAGAAGCCUUUAAAUGCUCAACAUUUCUACAACAGUUUCCUCAGAUUCACACAUCUUCAUCAACAGAUCAGGUGAACAAGGUCUGUGAUUGCUCCUCAAAAAUGUUGUAAACAAGCAUGUGCAUCACGGAUCAUCAUCCCCAUCUCCAGUCUCGCUGCUCUUUCACAAUCUUUUGUACACUGCCACAAAAGACAAAAUUACCCUUGAAAAACAUAUCAAUUUAUUUUUUUUCACCAAACAAUCUUUGAACGUUAUCUUCCAGUCUGAGAGCCAAAUCAGAGAGAUGAAAAGACGGUACCGUCCGUGUGGAUGAUGUGAAACACAGUUGGGCACAUCCCAACAAAACAGCUCUAUUUUGUUACAACACUUUGGACAACAAGGGUGAAAAAGUCAGACAUUGUUAACAUAACUACAUUUUCCAUGGAUGCUCAGCUGCUCUAACCUCAGCUGCCCCUUCAUUUUGCCACCUCCCUGGCAUCAGUCAUGUGGUGUCUACCUUCCAUCAUACCUUUGGGUGGAUCAGUGGGGAUUAGACUGGAUUUCCUGCCACCUUAUCAGAUGAUAGUGUUGGGAGGAGGAAGAGCCAGGACGAGCCUAAUGCACCAGAACUCCAGACACUUGCAGAGGUCAGAUGAAGCUGUCAAAAGGAGAUGAAAAAAAAACUUCCACUGCUUCUGUAUUUUAUGUUGAAAACAACAACAGGAAGAAUAUGUCUGAGGCAGACAUUCACUAAUUAGAGAGAAUCCAUAAAUGAUUCUAUAUUUGUAUUUUGUGCAGAUUUGUGAAUAAAUGUAUAUGACUGUCAAGGUUAAAUAGAUUUUAUAUGCAAAUGAGAGGAUGAUUACUGAGGCUGACAUGCUGCAGGAUGAGUACAGCAGAGUAGAAGACAUCUGAUUGGCAGGAAAAAGUGUAUUUAAGUGCAGUUGUAUCCACUGUAAAGGUCAUAGUUUAUAUUGUGUUCAAGCCAAACUAUC